AUGGAGUGUGACAAAGCAAUAGUAGAGGAGAUUAGGCCGUUCGGCGUAGCUCGAUCUACUAUCAACGAGAAGCCGCUUUCCAAGGAAGAGCUGGAGAAGUACGAUGACUUCUUCAAAGCGAGCUUGUAUCUCUGCUUGGGUAUGAUCUACCUCAUCGACAACCCUCUUCUACACGAGGAGUUGAAGAAGGACCACAUCAAAGCCCGACAGCUGGGACAUUUUGGAUCUGCACCUGGUCAGAUCUUCACGUAUAUGCACUUCAACCGUCUCAUCAAGAAGUACGACCUCGACGCCAUUUUCGUCUCCGGUCCUGGCCAUGGUGCACCUGCUAUACUCUCCCAGGCCUACCUGGAAGGUACCUACUCAGAGGUGUACCCCGCCAAAUCCGAGGAUCCAGAGGGCAUGCAGAAGUUUUUCAAGCAAUUCUCAUUCCCCGGUGGUAUUGGCUCACACGCUACUCCCGAGACACCUGGUAGUCUCCACGAGGGUGGCGAGUUGGGCUACGCCAUCUCCCACGCAUUCGGCACGGUCUUCGACCACCCGGAGCUCAUCACAGUCACCAUGGUAGGCGAUGGUGAAGCAGAAACCGGACCUUUGGCUACUUCGUGGCACAGCAACAAGUUUCUGAACCCCAUCACCGAUGGUGCUGUGCUCCCAGUUCUACACCUCAACGGCUACAAGAUCAACAACCCCACUCUUCUGGCACGUAUCUCCCACAAGGAGAUUGAGCAGCUGUUCCUCGGAUAUGGUUGGCAACCAUACUUCGUCGAGGGCGACGACAUUGAGUCCAUGCACCAAGCAAUGGCUGGAACGCUCGAGAAAUGUGUGAAGGAGAUCAAACAGUACCAGAAGCAGGCACGCGACUCUGGCAAGCCUUUCCGUCCGAAGUGGCCCAUGGUCAUCCUGCGCACUCCCAAGGGCUGGACUGGUCCCCGCAAGCUCAAUGGUCACUACCUCACUGGCUACUGGAGAUCUCAUCAGGUCCCCAUCACCGAUGUGCGCACCAACCCUGCGGACCUCAAAGUUCUCGAGGAGUGGAUGCGUAGCUACGAGCCUGAUAGGCUGUUUGGCGCUGAAGGUAGAAUAUCCGCGGAACUGAGAGAUGCGAUCUGCCCCACCGGCAACAAGCGAAUGAGUGCAAACCCUAUCGCAAAUGGAGGUCUGAUCAAGAAGCCUUUGAAGAUGCCCGAGUUCAAGGACUACGGCAUCCAAGUUGACCACCGCGGCGGUAUCUUGAAGGGCAGCAUGACAAACUGUGCCCUCUUCCUCAGAGACAUCGUCGCAAAAAACCCCGAGAACUUCCGACUGUUUGGUCCUGAUGAGACCGAGUCGAAUAAACUUGGCGGAGUCUACGAAGCUGGAAAGAAGGUCUGGCUGGGCGAGUACUUUGAAGAAGAUGACGACGGCGGUAAUUUGUCUCCUUUCGGCCGUGUCAUGGAAAUGCUGAGUGAGCACACUUGCGAAGGAUGGUUGGAAGGUUACAUCCUCAGCGGACGCCAUGGCUUGCUGAACAGCUACGAGCCUUUUAUUCACAUCAUUGAUUCGAUGGUUAACCAGCACUGCAAAUGGAUCGAGAAGGCCUUGGAGGUCGAGUGGCGUGCAAAGGUUGCGUCGCUUAACAUCUUGCUUACUGCUGUUGUUUGGCGCCAGGACCACAACGGUUUCACUCACCAAGAUCCCGGUUUCCUGGAUGUAGUAUGCAACAAGAGUCCGGAAGUUGUUCGCAUUUAUCUGCCCCCGGAUGGUAACUGUCUGCUUUCAACCAUGGACCAUUGUCUCAAAUCGUCAAACUACGUCAACGUCAUCGUAGCGGACAAGCAAGAUCAUCUGCAGUUCCUCACUAUGGACGAGGCUGUCGAGCACUGUACCAAGGGAGUCGGUAUCUGGCCACAUUUCAGCACAGACGUGGGCGAGGAGCCGGAUGUCGUCAUGGCCAGCUGCGGAGAUAUCUCCACGAGCGAGUCGCUUGCCGCCAUUGACCUCUUGCUUCAGAACUUCCCUGAACUGAAGAUUCGCUGUGUCAAUGUCGUCGAUCUGUUCAAGCUUAUCCACCACGACGAACAUCCACAUGGUCUGAAGGAUCGCGAGUGGGCUGCUCUCUUCACGGAUAAUAAGCCCGUGAUCUUCAACUUCCACUCUUACCCCUGGCUCGUGCACCGUUUGACAUACAGGAGAAAGGGUAGCCACAACAUCCAUGUUAGAGGCUACAACGAGAAGGGCAACAUCGACACGCCCCUGGAGCUCGCCAUCCGCAACGGCACGGAUCGCUUCAGUCUCGCCAUCGCCGCCAUCGACCACAUGCCCCACCUGGGCAACCGUGGUGCGGCCGCACGCGAGAAGCUCAAGAAUGUCCAGUUGGCGGCUCGCAACCAGGCGUUUGAGAUUGGCCAGGAUCCCGAGUACUUGACCAAGUGGACGUGGCCACACCGGGGACUCUGGGUCCCCCCACCGAAGAGAGAGGCAAUUAACUAA
Messenger RNA from Truncatella angustata, 2472 nucleotides. RefSeq names its product XFP N-terminal domain-containing protein. The coding region runs from base 1 to 2472 and encodes 823 amino acids. Lineage: Eukaryota; Fungi; Ascomycota; Sordariomycetes; Amphisphaeriales; Sporocadaceae. Gene Ontology annotation, molecular function: aldehyde-lyase activity. The record is from RefSeq and is a predicted model, not a curated record. The transcript has 4 exons. Gene Ontology annotation, biological process: carbohydrate metabolic process.